AUGACAUUAGUAUCAGUACGUUCAAAACAAUUGGAAACUUCUCUUAAAAAAUACAGUGUAAAGUGUUUUGAUUUCUCGGAAUUUAGUGAUCUCGUAACUGUUGGUGGUGGAGGUUAUGGAGUCGUAUAUUCGGCCACUUUUCAAGGACAGACAUAUGCAUUAAAAAGCUUGAAUAAUAAUUUAAAUUUCGGUGAUAAGGAGUUCAAGCAAUUCAAACGUGAGGUAAGUGAACCUGAUAAGAUUAAUUUAGAGCGAAAACCUGAAGCUCAAAAUGAUAUUAAUAUUGUUUUAUAUAUUUUAGAUCAUCUGGUACUAAGCAGUGAACCUGAUGAGAUUAAUUUGGAGCAAAAAUCUGAAGUACUGAAUAGUUUAGAAACUCAAAAUGAUAUUAAUAUUGUUUUAUAUAUGUUAGAUCAUCUGGUACUAAACAGUGAAUCUGAUAAGAUUAAUUUAGAGCAAAAACUUGAAGAAACUCAAAAUGAUAUUAAUAUUGUUUUACAUAUUUUAGAUCAUUUGGUACUAAGCAGUGAACCUGAUGAUAUUAAUUCAGAACAAAAAAACAAUGUAAACUACAAACCAAAGCCUGAAGAAAAUAUAAUUGCCGUUGCAGACGUUACGGAGGAAAUUACAAAAGAGGUUUAUACAUCUAAUGUGAUCAAAAGUAGAGAAAACAUUAGCUGUUAUACUUAUUAUACUCCAAUUAUCGCUACAAUAUCUGGUCUAAUUAAAGAGAUUAUAAAAAUAUAUGAGAAAGCACAAUUUAAUAAAAAAAUUUGUAAUUCCCUACUUGAUCGUGCAAAAUCAGCAGAAGCAGCCAUGAAUACUUUACAACGAAGAAAGCAUGAGAAUGAGGAAAAGUUUC
Racocetra fulgida is the source of this 862-nucleotide messenger RNA. The record is from the annotation of a GenBank genome assembly. Lineage: Eukaryota; Fungi; Glomeromycota; Glomeromycetes; Diversisporales; Gigasporaceae.